Molecule: messenger RNA, 573 nt
Organism: Peronospora farinosa
Lineage: Eukaryota; Oomycota; Peronosporomycetes; Peronosporales; Peronosporaceae
Source: the annotation of a GenBank genome assembly
AUGAACAGGCUGAAUAGUGAUGCAGUGGCGGCUACGAUCCCGACUUUGAAAGUGCUGACAGGAGCCGAAAUGAUUACGCCGUCUACCCGUUGUCGGUACAAGACUGGUCGUUGCACGAAACCACGGGCAGUAAAAGCGAACGGCACGUUACUUUUACUUUGCGAAUACCAUCGCAAUCAGCAGAAUCGGACCAAGAAGCGUAGUGAUGUAAAAUGCCGCCACAACCGUGCCAAGAAACGCCAGGCUCAACGAGCGAUUUUGCAACAGAAACAGCUUCCGGUUGUGCCGGUCGGCGAAGAGCGCAGCACCUUGUCGUGGACUCCGACCACAUUACCGCUCGCUUCGAUCAUCGCACCACAUAUGGAUGAAUAUGCUGCGCCAAGUCCAUUGACCGUGACUGAUCCAGAAAAAGUCUUUGAAUCAACGAGCCCCACAGCCGCCGACUUCGAUGUGUCGUUGGUAAAUCGGGUUCCGCGUUGUGUGUCUCCCAAUGUUCCGCCAACGAUGUGUUUACAGGACAUCAACAGCUUUGCUCUGGAGGACAUUUGGCUCCUUGAGUACUUUAUUCUUUGA